Molecule: messenger RNA, 1853 nt
Organism: Hibiscus syriacus
Lineage: Eukaryota; Viridiplantae; Streptophyta; Magnoliopsida; Malvales; Malvaceae
Product: cysteine protease ATG4-like
Exons: 9
Coding region: 230-1693 (487 amino acids)
Molecular function (GO): protein-phosphatidylethanolamide deconjugating activity
Source: RefSeq, a predicted model, not a curated record
CGUGUCUAUUGUUCUUUCGGCUAGCUUCUAAGUCUGAAAGAUCAUGACAUUAUGCUUUGGUUGAAUCUCUUGCUUCUCCACGUUGGUUCUGUAUCGUUUAGCUAGGGAGCUGCCGUGCCGUGCAGUAUUAAAAUCGGGCUUGAAACUAUAGUAGAUUUCUGGAAUCUCUGUUUUGCCAAAUGCUUUGCCUAUUCCCGCUUGAAACUAUAAUUUUCUGCAUGAGUAGGUAAUGAAGGGUUUUCAUGAGAGGAAUGAUUAUCUGAAACGCCCUUCUAAAACUUCUAUUGACAGCUCACCUACCUCUGGAACUGGAUCAGAACCAGGUCCCAGCGACUCUAAGUUCUCAAAGACUUCUCUUUGGUCAAAUUUCUUUGCUUCUGCUUUCUCUGUCUUUGACACAAUUAGUGAGUCAUCCACGUCAUCAUCAUCAACUUUGGCUUGUGAAAAGAAGGCCUCAUUUUCUAAAACAAAUGGGUGGACAGCAGCUGUGAAGAGGGUUGUCUCCAGUGGCUCGAUGAGGAGAAUUCAUGAACGUGUUAUGGGGCCGAGCAAGAUUGGAAUGUCUAGCUCAACUAGUGACAUAUGGCUUCUAGGCCUGUCCUAUAAAAUUUCACAGGAGUCAUCUGCAGAUGUAGAUGCCACUAACGGAUUAGUUGCAUUCAAACAUGACUUUUCGUCACGAAUAUUGAUGACAUAUCGUAAAGGUUUUGAUGCUAUCGGCGAUACAAAAAUCACAAGUGAUGCCGGCUGGGGUUGCAUGCUUCGAAGUAGCCAGAUGCUUAUUGCACAGGCAUUGUUGUUUCAUAGAUUGGGGAGAUCUUGGCGAAAACCUUCACAAAAGCCAUUUGACCAAGCAUAUAUUGAGAUCUUGCAUCAGUUUGGUGAUUCUGAGGCCUCAGCAUUCUCCAUCCACAAUCUUAUUAAAGCUGGAAAGACUUAUGGACUUGCUGCUGGGUCAUGGGUAGGCCCAUAUGCCGUGUGUCGCUCAUGGGAAUCUCUUGUUCGCAGUAAGAGGGAGGAAAAUGACCUGGAACGCCUGGUACUUCCUAUGGCUGUUUAUGUUGUUUCUGGUGAUGAAGAUGGUGAGAGAGGAGGAGCUCCAGUUUUCUGUGUUGAAGAUGCUUCUAGACAUUGUUUUGAAUUUUCACGACACCAAGAUGACUGGACACCUAUUCUUUUACUUGUACCCUUGGUUCUUGGACUUGACAAAGUAAAUCCCAGGUAUAUUCCAUCACUGCAAGCAACGUUCACCUUUCCACAAUGCCUUGGCAUUUUGGGUGGGAAACCAGGUGCAUCGACGUACAUUGUUGGCAUUCAAGAAGAAACUGCUUUCUACCUUGAUCCACAUGAUGUUCAGCCGGUAGUUAAUCUUAGUCCGGACAAUCUGGAGGCAGAUACAUCAUCUUAUCACUGCGAUACCAUACGACACAUUCCUCUGGAUUCAAUUGAUCCGUCCCUGGCAAUUGGAUUUCUCUGCCGAGACAAAGAUGAUUUCGACGAUUUUUGUUCCCGGGCAUCCAAACUAGCAGAGGAAUCAAAUGGCGCCCCCUUGUUUACUGUUGCUCAAUCACGUGGUUCUUUAAAGCGAAUUCACCAAGGCAAUACAAUGGCCGAUGCGGGGGAGGUUGAAGCAGAUAAAUCCAUUGAUGGGGAGGAUGAAAACAGUAACGAGGAUGACUGGCAGAUCCUGUGAUGGAGGUUUCUAUAUCGUUGACCGGAUUAUUUAUGUAUACUGAUUACAACAUUUGUAGGUUAGUACUUUGGGUUACAAUGAUUCUUUCACUAAAUUUCAAAACUAUUUGCCAAGCUGUUAUUGAUUUGUAAGAUACGUGCAAUUACUGUUGAUUUCAUUU